AUGCCUCGCUCCGCCACUUCCCUGCUGCUGACAAGCGGCCUGGCGAUCAUUGCGCUGCUGCUGGUGUCUGCGCCCUCGGCCCGUGCUGGCGCCGUUUUUGAGGUUCGCGAGGAGGUCAUCACCGAUCCUGCCAACUUCAGGUUCCAGUUUGGCGUGGGGACAAACCAGGCCCAGGACUUCCCCGGGGCAGGAUCCAUCAAGCGCAGCGGGGGUGCCGGCGCCGGCGCCGUCUUCAAGAGCAGCGCCAUCCCCCUGGCGCUCUUCACCCUCAACCGCUGCACUGCCGUGGCCGUGCAUGUCCACCCCAACUCUGCUGAGACGCUAUUCGUGACCCAGGGCAAGAUCCGCAUCUACCAGUUCCGUGGUGAGGAGGACCAGGCCAACGUGCGUGUGACUGAUAUCAGUGCAAACCAGGCUGGCUACAUCCAGCAGGGGGCCUACCACUUUGUCGAGAACAUCUCGAGUGGCACCACCAAGUUCCUGCAGAUCUUCGACCACCCCCAGGGCGGCGCAGUCUUUGCUGCUCCCGCCCUGGUGGCCCUGCGCAACGCCGGCGGCAACGCCGCCGCCAUCGUCAACUCCGCCUUCAGCUCCAACGUGCUGGGCGCAGGCGUGACGGCCAAGGGCGCCAUCAUCAACGUGGCUGGGUGCAACUGGUAA
Chlorella variabilis is the source of this 660-nucleotide messenger RNA. RefSeq lists its product as hypothetical. Bases 1 to 660 code for a protein of 219 amino acids. The transcript is spliced from 5 exons. Lineage: Eukaryota; Viridiplantae; Chlorophyta; Trebouxiophyceae; Chlorellales; Chlorellaceae. The record is from RefSeq and is a predicted model, not a curated record.